CUCUUUGGUAUUUACAUGUAGCAAGGCACAGCCACACAGCCACUUUCUUUCUUUCAAUCCGAUUUGCUUGCGUCUGCGGAGUAAUUCAGGGUAAUCUCUGUUUCCAAUUGUCACAAUGGUUGCCGCAAAGAAACAGAAAAAGACUAUCGAGUCUAUAAACUCCAGAUUGGCUCUGGUUAUGAAAUCUGGGAAAUACUGUCUUGGUUACAAGCAGACGCUGAAAACUCUACGUCAGGGCAAGGCGAAGUUGGUCAUUAUUGCCAAAAAUGCACCUCCACUAAGGAAAUCCGAAAUUGAGUACUAUGCUCUAUUGGCCAAGACUGGUGUUCACCAUUACAGUGGAAACAACAUUGAAUUAGGUACUGCCUGCGGAAAGUACUACAGAGUGUGCACAUUAGCCAUUACUGACCCUGGAGACUCUGACAUUAUAACAACAUUGCCGGAGGCAACUGCUUAGAUAUAAUAAAAACUAGUUCAUACUA
Molecule: messenger RNA, 482 nt
Organism: Pararge aegeria (speckled wood butterfly)
Lineage: Eukaryota; Metazoa; Arthropoda; Insecta; Lepidoptera; Nymphalidae
Gene: RpL30
Product: 60S ribosomal protein L30
Exons: 4
Coding region: 116-457 (113 amino acids)
Cellular component (GO): cytosolic large ribosomal subunit
Molecular function (GO): structural constituent of ribosome; RNA binding
Source: RefSeq, a predicted model, not a curated record